UGACAAUGAAGUAAUCCCGACGCAAGAUAUCUGUAAAAUUAGAUACAUGUGUAUGGUGUUACUAUUUAUCCAAUUGAUGACAACAGACAUCAUUUGGUCUUGUGGAGAUCAAAAUAUAUAUAGCAUACAACUAGGACCCAGGGAAAAUCUAGGGAGAGUCAUUUGUGACAAAAGAAGAAAGGAAAUGUCUGCCAAAAGAUAAGCAUUAUAAUGGAUGGUUCAGAACUUUACGAAAGAACAGUAGAGGAAAUUGAAGAAAAUACAGAAAUGUUCGAAACUCCGACAUACACUGGAGAGAUUCCAAACAUUUUCACAAGUGAUGUUGGUGGUACAUGUAAUGGGUUUGAUCAGACAUCUAACGAACAGAUACCCGUCAGUACACCUUCUGGAGAGAAAUCGUACAAAUGUAAUGUCUGUGGUAAGGAGUUUAAUCAGGCCCCUAAGCUACAAAAACACCUGAGUAGACAUACAGGUGAGAGGCCGUACAAAUGUGAUAUCUGUGGUAAGGGCUUGAGUAGGUCUACUCACCUGCAGGAACACAUCAGGACCCAUACAGGAGAGAAACCAUACAAAUGUGAGGUCUGUGGUAAGACCUUCACUCAGGCAACAAAUCUGCAGAGACAUAGCAGGACACACACGGGAGAGAGGCCUUACGUGUGUGACGUCUGUGGAAAAGACUUCAGUCUAUCACAACAUUUGAGGACCCACUACAGAAUGCAUACUGGAGAGAAGCCGUAUAAGUGUGAUGUUUGUGAUAAGGGGUUUAGGGAACCAGGUAAUCUUCAGAAACACAAAGUCACACACACAGGAACGGAAUCAUACGGAUGUGAGGUCUGUGGUAAGGGGUUUACCACAAGUUCUAGCCUUCAUUCACAUAUCAGGACACAUACAGGAGAAAAGCCGUACAAAUGUGAAAUCUGCGAUAAGGAGUUUGGUCGGGCAGAUGUCCUUCAGAGACAUAACAGGACACAUACAGGAGAGAAGCCAUACAGUUGUGAUUUUUGUGGUAAGGGGUUUAGUCAGGCAAGCCAGCGUCAGAAACAUCGCAGAAUACAUACCGGAGAGAAGCCAUACAAGUGUGACGUCUGUGGCAAAAAUUUCAGUUUGAUUCAAAAUCUGCAAACCCAUCUCAGGACACAUUCAGGAAUUAAACCGUUCAAGUGUGAUAUAUGUGGAAAAGAUUUUAGUCACAGUUCCAACUUAAAAACACAUAUCAAAACACAUGCAAAAGAAAAAGAAUUUAAGUGUGAUGUUUGUGAGAAGAGUUUUUCUACAAUAAAUGACUUAAACACACAUAACAUGUCGCAUUCUGGAGAGAAGGCAUUCAUAUGUGGUAUGUGUGAUAAGGGCUUUAGUAGGUCACAGUAUCUAAAAAUACACCUCAGGACACAUACAGGGGAAAAACCGUACAAGUGUGAUAUCUGUGAUAAGGAGUUCAAUGACUCGCGCGACUUAAAAAUACACAUUAGAGGACAUACUGGAGAGAAGCCAUAUGUUUGUGGUGUUUGUGGUCUCGGCUUUAAGCAGUCAUCUAAUCUGACGUCACACCUGAAAAAACAUUCUGAAGAGAAACCAUACGUGUGUGAUGUUUGUUGUAGGGGGUUUAAACGGGCAAAUAAUCUAAAGACGCACAUGAAGAUACACACAGGACAGAAACUGUAUAAGUGUAAUGUGUGUGGUAAGGAGUUCAGUCAGACAGGUAAUCUACAGAGGCACAUGGUGACCCAUUCUGAUGAUAAAGAAACUGUACGUGAGAUGUAUCUGGUGGAGAGUUUGGACAAACCUUCCACCUAUUUUACAGAAACGCAGACGACCUACAAACCAUCUACAUCUCCAGGACUAGAAGGAUAAGGCCAAGCAAAAAAUAUUUGGUGUUUCCGGUAACCCUACCUAUCCUACUCCCCUAAAUCUUUUAAGGCAAUUUUCAAAGAAGCACUGCUAAUGUCAAGAUCACCUAUAUAACAAUAUGAAAUUAUUCUUGAAAAUAAAACUUGCUACCUACCUAUCUUUCCUAAAUUAUUCCACCAUGUUACAGGAAAUGCAUACAUUUUUUUGUCUGGCCUAAUUUAACUGUGUGCGUGUUCAGACAAUUUUUCAAUCAACAGAUCAAUCAAACAUAUUUGGUGUUUCCGGUAACCCUACCUAUCCUACUCCCCUAAAACUUUUAAGGCAAUUUUCAAAGAAGCACUGUUAAUGUCAAGAUCACCUAUAUAACAAUAUGAAAUUAUUCUUGAAAAUAAAACUUGCUACCUACCUACCUUUCCUAAAUUAUUCCACCAUGUUACAGGAAAUGCAUAUAUUUUUUUGUCUGGCCAAAUUUAACUGUGUGAGUGUUCAGACAACUUUUCGAUCAACAGAGACACUCAUGCAAUGAGACAGGCUAGAGAUAGAUGAGAUUGCAUCUAUAGCCUGAGAUGACAUGGUCUCUAUUCCGUCUUUGCGUAUUGCAGAGUUAUCUUCUCUUGGGAGCAGGUA
Molecule: messenger RNA, 2475 nt
Organism: Mizuhopecten yessoensis (Yesso scallop)
Lineage: Eukaryota; Metazoa; Mollusca; Bivalvia; Pectinida; Pectinidae
Product: zinc finger protein 227-like
Exons: 2
Coding region: 211-1851 (546 amino acids)
Biological process (GO): regulation of transcription by RNA polymerase II
Cellular component (GO): nucleus
Molecular function (GO): DNA-binding transcription activator activity, RNA polymerase II-specific; RNA polymerase II cis-regulatory region sequence-specific DNA binding
Source: RefSeq, a predicted model, not a curated record